AUGGUAAGAAUAUCAUCUACAUCCACAUCAAGCAGCUUCAGAACUGGUAGUGAGUCACCACCUUCCAAGAAAACCAAAAAGAAGUCAGCUGCAAGUUUUCAUCUACAAGAAGUUGAACUGAGUCUUGAGAACUCUUGCCCCCUUCCCUUGGGUGUGAAUCAGAAGACCAGUGUUCACAGCAAUAUUGGGGAGAAGCUUAUCCUGGAUGUGACUCCUCAAAACUGUCUCAAAAAAAGAUGGCUCAAGCUGCUGGACAUGAGAUAUUCCAAGAGUCACUCCAAGAUAUCAACAGUUCCAACUAAGAUACCAACCAACCAACUUCUUCUCUACUUACAAAAUAAUUACAGCAUUGACAUUGACAUCAAACGCUGUAUCCUUGAGAUGUCUGAGCAAAUGGGGAGGAGAUGGGUGAGUUUUCAGAGGACUGGUCAGGUGCAGGGUAGUGGACAGAGGAUAAUUGACAUGGAGAUGCUUGAUACCAUUGAAAUGAUCUUUAUCAAAGAACCUUUCAUGUUCAUGGUGACUGAUGGAUGCCGAGAGAGUGCGAGUGGAACUGGACUGUGAUCAUCUGAUGAAAUCUGGUCAAAGCAAUAUGUGAUUUAUUUUCCUUCAAGUUCUGUUUAUUCUGGAAAUGUUAAUAUUGGGAGAAAUUGGCGAAAACGAAAUAUAUCUCUUGUGUUGGGG
Messenger RNA from Darwinula stevensoni, 684 nucleotides. The record is from the annotation of a GenBank genome assembly. NCBI's taxonomy places the organism in Eukaryota, Metazoa, Arthropoda, Ostracoda, Podocopida, Darwinulidae.